Molecule: messenger RNA, 1521 nt
Organism: Monopterus albus (swamp eel)
Lineage: Eukaryota; Metazoa; Chordata; Actinopteri; Synbranchiformes; Synbranchidae
Gene: tex26
Product: testis expressed 26
Exons: 7
Coding region: 461-1240 (259 amino acids)
Cellular component (GO): cytoplasm
Source: RefSeq, a predicted model, not a curated record
GUUGUAUAGAGUAAAUGCAGUUUAAUUAAAAGAGCAACAUUUCUCCCUGAAAUGUUGUGGAGUUGAAGGUUAAUUAACAUAGAGUGAAAUUAUAAAGUUAAUCAAAAUUAGACUUAAGGAUAGCAUUGCUACUAUACUUAAUUACUUUCCACCACUGACAACAACAAACUCUGGCAAUGUUAAAUUUUUAAUGCAUUUCCCCUGCUGAGCAGCUCAGUGUGGCCCUGCAAUUGUUGUAGGGCUCCAUAACCACAGCACCUAGAAACAUGACAUUAGUUCUGCUUCUGUACAGAUAAAGCCAGUACCUGAAAGCAAAACUUUCUAAUUGUUAUACACCUAGGCUUUUGGACCAACUAUGCUUUUCAGCAAGUAAUUCAUGAAGGAAACGCUCAUCUGACAGUGGAAAUGGAAAGGUUUUCAUUACACCCAAAACAGCUGUAACUGCAAACAUUGGUCAACAAUGGAAACCAAAGAGGGUAAACAGUGGUGGGAUCCAUAUGAAACAUCACAUAGAAGACACUUUGUCUACUGGCCAAACUCAUCUGCAGAGAUUCUGCUGCGUCCAUUGUCAACAUCGUUUGUAGACUCGUGUUCACUGUCUGGACCUUUUGGUUCAACUGUGUACAAAAAGGACUUUUGCUGGAAGCCAGCCUGUAAAGCUGAAUGUGUUCGCACAGGAACAGCCUCAGGACAGAGGAAAAACAACCCACAUCCCAGCCAGUCUUUUAUGAUAUGGAGAAUGCCUAGGGAUGCUACACAAAGCCCUGAGUAUGUUAAGUCUACAUGGAAAGGCAGCCCAUCUGAAGGGGCGCUCCAUAAGGCCUUGACAGGACAGUACUGCUCCACCUACAGAUGUGACUUCAUGGGCAUGCCUCAAGGAUACAAUCACAUUAAUAAUUCAGAAGGAAGACUUGCACCUCUGCACGGUGGCCAUCAUGCGCCGCUCUCUACUGAUACAGAGAUGAGGGACAGUUGCCGCCAGCCAAAGCAAAAGCCUGGACUGCUAGGCAGUCACUCUCACUACAGCACCAGUGCAGAUCCUAGUGUGGCCUUCUGUGGUAUAGUUCCAACUGUCGUAAGAAGGCACGUCAAUACUCGGCAGAAAAGAUCAGAUUUGACAACCUACGAAAGGUUUUUCGGUAAGGUUUCUGUGAUAAAGUCUUCGCUGCCCCAGGAGCUGCAGCAGUUACCCAGGAUUUUACCUGAAGACAAAGAGGCUGUAAAAAGUGUUCUGAGUUAAGUUACUUAACUAACCAACAGGGAGAAGCUAAAUAAACUUCCAGCUGUUGUGUUUGACUCCUGCUCACCAGAGUGGAUAUCAAGCUGGCCGUGACCCCCUCCGAUUGCUCACGCUAGGAGUGUGUUCAUUUGUGUUUGUAUUUUGUCAUGUUAUGUAAUUUAUUUUCAUGUAAAAAUAUGUACUUAAUAAACGAACAUUGUCUUAUAUAAUUAAUUUGCUGUGUGUGUUGUGAUAAUUAAUCAACUCCCCUGAUGAAAGGAUAUUUAUCUGUGUUCACGCCU